GAACCUCAAUCCGAUCGCGAACUUGCAAGGAAUUGGGAGAAUGAGCAAGUGAGGCAAGUUCAUUUCCAUCAGCAGACAUUUCUUGGACAUGGGUCUAUACAUGGGUCUUCUAUACAUGGGUCUAUACAUGGGACUGUAAACGGGACUAUAACCGGUGGAACGUUCGUUGCCGGAUCAAAAAGAGAGCAGGAAGGGGAUGAGCGUAAUGAUAAAACUAAAAGGACGAAGAUAGACGAUUUUUUUUUUCCGGUGAUUCAUUCCUCACCUAACGUUACUUUAGAGCCACAGGGUCAUAAGAAUGAUUGUCCCGAAGAAGAUUUAGAAGAGAAUCUUUUACAAGAAACCCCUGAAGCUGUUUUUGAUCGUAAAUUAAUUAUUAACAAUAUAUGCAUCCGGUCGGCAAUUGAGAAAUGGCGCGAAUCGUCAAAAUAUGUCGAAGAAAUACAUAAGCAGGACUUAAUGCGCUACAAUAUUAUUGAUACGACCAGCUCAUCUGCGACGGAAGCACGAAAGCUCUUCAAGGAGCACUGGGACAAUGUCAUCAGCACUAUAGAAAGAUUUUUGACGUCAAAUACGGAACAAGACACUUAUCAAGAUACGGAACAUGAUGGGAAGGCAAAAGAAGUAGAGCAGUAUUUAACAAAAAUUUCAAAAAAUGUGAAUAAUGCAAAGAAGUUGCGUGAAGUUGUCAAGAGAGAGCGUGCAAAGUUGCGAACAAAUGAUAAUAUUAAAUGGAAGAGGCGGGCAUUAGAGUUGAUGAAGAUCUUUCGGGACCAGUUUCCAAACGGCAGGAAUCACCUCAAAGAUGAUCAGACCGAAUAUAAUUAUAUAGUUAAGUUUGUGUCCCGCAUCUAUACCAUGCUAUUCAAAGAUAAGUCGUUUCUGGACUGUAAUUGGGGUGAAAAGACUUUGCGUUGUUCCGCCAUUUUGCUCAACCAGUCACUAAAAGAUGAUGAUAGACGAUGUUCUGGUAACAAAAUUGAUGCAAUAAUAUCAAUUUUGGAGCUGGACCUAGAGUUCUCAACCUUAGAGGUCUCAGGAUCUCCCUCAUGUCUUGACCAUACUCAUUACGUUGGGGAUAGGAACAAAACCGCCAAGAUGCUUAAAAUUAUCCUGAAUUUUAUCAAGACCAAUUAUCAAGGCGACUUCGAAAAAUUUAGAAGGAUAAAGGUGUUUGGCGUUCAGAUGUAUGAUCACAACUUUUACGUCUAUAGCAUGUGUAUGCCCUUCUCAGGUGUUUAUUAUUUUAAACAGGAAAGUAAAUUCUCUUAUCCAACGAUAACGUUUUUGGUAUUCAAGGAUUUACCAAUAUUUGCCUCGAACUUGUGGAUCAUGCGGAAUAUGAUUAUUUCAAGUACUGAGAAUAUAUUGGCUUACGUUACAAGUGCUCCUACCGAAUUUGAGGGUGUUGUUGGACGCGAUCUAUUAGGAGAAGAAAAUGCUCGAGGGGUUCUCGAUGACUGUGAUCUUCUCGGUGUAUUAGGUGAUGAUGAUAGCGUUACUGUAUUGGGAUGCUGUUGUGCUCCUAGAAACAAUAAAACAUUUUUUA
Molecule: messenger RNA, 1549 nt
Organism: Funneliformis geosporum
Lineage: Eukaryota; Fungi; Glomeromycota; Glomeromycetes; Glomerales; Glomeraceae
Source: the annotation of a GenBank genome assembly